Messenger RNA from Pimephales promelas (fathead minnow), 4552 nucleotides. It is a transcript of the gene hoxc5a, whose product is annotated as homeobox C5a. NCBI's taxonomy places the organism in Eukaryota, Metazoa, Chordata, Actinopteri, Cypriniformes, Leuciscidae. Gene Ontology annotation, molecular function: DNA-binding transcription factor activity, RNA polymerase II-specific; RNA polymerase II cis-regulatory region sequence-specific DNA binding. Gene Ontology annotation, biological process: anterior/posterior pattern specification; regulation of transcription by RNA polymerase II. The record is from RefSeq and is a predicted model, not a curated record. Gene Ontology annotation, cellular component: nucleus.
AUUUAACUCAAAAUUAAUCUGCCCAAUUAUCUGAAUGGAAUAAUACAACCUAUUAUUGUUAAUACCUAAUGAUUAAAGUAGGCUAUGUAACGAUUUAGAGACUUUUCAUUCAAUUAAAAAGCCUUGACUAUUCAUCGACAUUGCUUAAUUUGACAAAACCACAUUUGCAUUGCACAGUGGCACAACGCUUAACCAGUAGUUCUGCGAUUAAAUAAAAUUAAAAUUAGCCUACAUUUAGUUUUAGGAAGUCACUGCAACAAAUGCACAAAAGUUGACGCAUUUAAGAGACAUUUAUGAUCACAAUGGGGAUUAAUUUCGCAAACACCCAAGAAAAAAGCAACAUAGCCUACACAUGAAAAAAUCAGAAAUCACUACCGCGAAACAGGAGAAACACAUAGGCCUAAUUGUCAUAUAUAGAAUAUGGAUAUGCCUAAUCGUGUUGCUACUCCAUAUAUCGCCGACAUUUGAUUUGCCAUAACAUCGUAUUGCAUAGUAUCGUGUGUGUGUGUGUGUGUGUGUGUGUGUGUGUGUGUGUGUGUGUGUGUGUGUGUGUGUCUGUGUCUAUGCAUGUGUGUGUGGCCGCUUUGUCCAGUAUUAGACGCCAGAUGACGCUCUUGUCUAACGGUCUCGCCCUUUUUAGCCCAGACCCUUAGAUAAUUUCCAUACCGAGAAGUUAUCGGACACGUUUCACUGUCUAUCAAUAACCUCCUGGGGAUCAAGCCAAUUUAUGACUGGCCCAGGAGCUGCACGUGAUUCUAUUUAAACAUUCCAUAUUUGGGCAUUACACGUCGUAUCAAGAAAAAAAAAGAAAAUGAUUUCCUCCUCCUAUAAAUCCUGCUCUUUUUUAGGACAAGCCCAACGUCCUCUAGAAAUACAAAUAAAGUCCAAUAAACAAAUAAAACUUCUAAACAACUUAUGUCUACUUUAUUAGCUGAUUCAAUCUCUGCUGUGAUCGGGGGCUUUUUGUGACUCUCUCUCUAAGGUUAGGCUACUAUAUUGUUUUGGAAAUAGAAUGAGCUCAUACGUUGGAAAGUCUUUUUCUAAGCAAACGCAAGACGCCUCCUCUUGUAGAAUGCACACUUUUGGCAACUAUCGUGUUCACUCUGAGUUUCACGAGUCCAAUUACGCGUACGAAGGACUUGAUAUCGGCGGAUCCUUCAGUUCUCAAAUCCCCUCCAACUCUUUGAAACGGGAGGCGAUAAACACAAGCGACCGAGCAAGGACCAGUGCAGCAGUUCAGCGAACACAGUCCUGUUCAGCUCUGGGCGCUCAUAGCUUUGUAAGCACUCACGGGUACAACCCCCUCAGUCACGGACUGUUGAGCCAAAAAGCCGAGGGGAAUAUGGAAGUUAUGGAGAAGCCCAGCGGCAAGAGCCGCACAGACGAUAUCAAAAUGGAGACUACUUCAUCGAUAAAGCAACAAACUAACUCGACUCAGCGUCAGAACCAGUCGCAGCCGCAGAUAUAUCCGUGGAUGACAAAGCUUCACAUGAGCCACGAAUCUGACGGUAAAAGGUCACGAACCAGUUACACCCGGUACCAGACUCUGGAGUUGGAGAAAGAGUUCCAUUUCAACCGAUACCUCACACGUCGCAGACGUAUCGAGAUUGCCAAUAACCUCUGCUUGAACGAGCGGCAAAUUAAAAUUUGGUUCCAGAACCGUCGCAUGAAGUGGAAGAAGGACUCAAAGUUGAAAGUGAAAGGAGGACUAUAAAUUAUGUGGUGCACGGCUUCAAUUGAAAAGCCUGAAAAUAAAGGCGGUGUUAACUUGAAACGACAAAUGAUUAGAUUUUGUUGUUGACAACAUUAAAUGUCUUUCAUUUGUCUACAAUAUCAUGUUGUUGUGUGAAUAUGUCAAUAUUUUCGAUAUUUAUUGAUAGUGCUCUCUCCCGGAAGAUGCUUAUUUGAAUAAUGUAGGCCUGUAAACUUAAACUUUAUUUGAAUAUGACUUACUAAAACCACUAAUAACCAAGAUAAUAUACCAUGGUCUGCAUCCAGUUACGUUGACUUCAAUGUAAGUGCAAAUAAUGUGGUGCUUUGUUUGAACAUUUAUCAAUCUUCCCUUUGCAUAUUGAAUUUUGAUGGAACUUGUCUUUUUAUCCAUUGUACUUUCUGUCGUAAAUACAUCAUAGUAAACCACACUCCAUGAUAAUAAUGCAACAACUGUAGUGUCAUAUUAAACGCUGUCUAUCAUGUUGUCUGUCAACCAGCAGCCAAAUGGUAAUUUUAUCUCCAUUAUUAUGUCUGUUGAAAUACUGUGCGUUCAUAACAUUUUGCUCUUUAAUUGAAUGUGUUUUUGGGCACAUUUUACAGGCAGACACCUUAAUUUUUCUCACACUCUACUCUUAAGUAUAUAGGCAAGUAUACUGUAGGAGUGGCUUAUACCUCUCAUACCAAACAAACUACACGACCUACUUUUGUGUGAACCGCAUAUAUUAUCCAUUACUUCUGAUAUUCUUACCAUUUGUUUUCGAAGUUUCAUUGUUAAGCCACAUCCAGUCAACAAUUAAUCAUCACAGUAACAAGAUUCAAUUGCUAAACAUUUCAGAAAGUUUUGUCAGCUCUGGGUUAACAGCCUCCUGUGUCCAAUAAAACCUCUAAUGUGGUAGGCCUAUCUUUGUAAAUAAAAUCGAUGAAAUGUAAAGAAUGUCCUAUUGGUCUGACACAAGAAAAAUAAUGAGUCUCUCUUUAAACAAAAUGCAUUUUUUGGAUUCAAGGCCCAUUUGAUACCUCGUGCAGGGUUAAGAGAAGGAAACGUUCUGUGCGAAAUAAUAUGAUUUUGGUACAAUAGUCGUGUAUUAAUAGAGGACCAAGUGUGCAUGUGUAUACUUCCAGUGAUGAGACAUGAUUGAACUUUAACGCCCUGGUCACUUAUUUACAGUAGCCCUGUAACGGAGGCACAUAAAACUUUAUGACCCCAAUAAACUUUUACAGCACUUCCUCUCACCCAUCAGGCACUGACAACUGUUUCCUUUUUUAACAAAUCGGCGGAAGUUUACACAAACAUUUCAAAGUGACGUUUUGCUGUACAAACCCCUUAAAUCAAUAAGAUAGUUUGCACAUUUAAUAAAAUACUGCGCACUACUAAAUUAUAAUAUACGUUUUUUAUGUUUUUGAAAUAUGAAGCGAAAGCGUAAAGCAUUUAAUUAAAGACGUUUAAAGUUAAUUGCUCACACCUUAUUGUUGAAAUUUGUCAUUUAGAAAAUGAGACAUGAUGUUAGCCACCUUAUGUGCAGAAAUCACAGUCCAGGCCCAUGUCAAACAAAGGACAUAGGAGCGUUGACUGUGUGAACAAAAUGCUAAUAUUCGACUGGCUUGUUCUAGUUUUUCUUAAUUCACGCCUUCUCGGCGCUGUCGAUGUAUUUGAAAUCCUACCGAACAUUUUAAUCUCCAUGUUUCUGAAUGCUAACAUUAUAUACACACACUAAAAUAUAAAAACAGUCAGCUAGUCAAUAUAUAGUACUAAAAUUGCUUUCAUUUUAGAAUCGUCUCACUCACCUAUAUUGGAGAUUCAAUGUAAAUUUCCAUGCUUCUUUGAAUUUCUACACUCGCUAUCUUGACCACAUUGCGAGUUACUGUGGUUACUAUGUUGCUUUUUACACAAACCCCUCUUUUUUUAGCUCUCUUGCCACGUAUUUUGAAGUUUUGAAGGUUAUUUAUGCCAAUUGCCCAAAGCAAGACCAGUGAGUGGUGCAGGAAGAGCACGUGGGGUCAUUAAAGUGGGUUUUAUGGCCUGCAAGACCUGACAAACCCUCAAUAUAUUUACAUCAUAUAUAAUGUUAACUGUCCGUAAUCGCAGCUGUUGGCUAGUCUUAUCUCUGAGAGAAAGGCUUAGAGCCUGUUAGUGCGGGUUACUCGCGUCAGGGUCUGUAGAAGUUCGACUCUCCCAAAUGGAUCCCAGGCGGUUGCAGUAAGUUAAUAAUCUUGUUUUCCUCUUUUUAAUUAAAUAUGUACGUUCCUCCGCAACACCCACGGGAAUUAAUCAAGGAUGUAAUUCAAUAGUUCAUGGAGAAAUCGUGUCAAGUGGUGCGCAAAUGUGUCCUCGUCUGUUCAGUUUUGAUCAAUUUUAACGUUUGUGCAUUUGUACUGUUAAUUUGGCGUUGAUAUGGAAUUAUUGUUCUGGCAGCAGCUUGAAAUCUAAUUCUGUAUAUCAUGACUCAUAUGUAUUUUAAAAACAUCUUGUAUGCAACUUAAAAGCAUUGUGCAUGUGUGUGCAUGUGUAAUUAAUAUUUGAGUUGUAGUAUAUCCAAUCAAAAUGCUAGUGAAAAAUGCUUCAUUUGUCCCUAGGAAGUGUAUGUUGUGGUAAAAGUGACGGUGAAGGACCGAGAAGCUAAGUGAUCUCGUAUUGGUUUGCAGAUAAGAGCGCCGAACAUAUAUCUUUAGAUCGGACAUAAUGUGGGGUCAUGUGCAGGGCAGAGAAGAUUUGGUGUUGUGUGGUGGGGUCAUGUACAGGGCAGUGUGGAUGAAGAGUCACAUGAUUAACUUAACAAAAAACAUAACUGAAAUGACUCCAAAUGGUUCAAAGUCACAUGAAAAAAGUAUACAUUUUAUU